This is a messenger RNA of Brassica rapa (field mustard), 2147 nucleotides long. RefSeq lists its product as uncharacterized. Lineage: Eukaryota; Viridiplantae; Streptophyta; Magnoliopsida; Brassicales; Brassicaceae. The record is from RefSeq and is a predicted model, not a curated record. Gene Ontology annotation, molecular function: 3'-5' exonuclease activity; nucleic acid binding. Gene Ontology annotation, biological process: nucleobase-containing compound metabolic process.
AUUCGAAAAAAAAGUUAUCCUCAAAUCUAGUUUUUACUCCUUAAAGCAUGGCUAAAAACUUGAAAAGACCAAACACCCUCACAUGAACUGAACGGAGUCAACGGACGGAGAUUGGCCGUUAAAAGUCCCGUCUCUUUUUAUAAAACUCCGACUCUUCCUUUUCUUCUCUCUCUCUCUACAAACAUUUCUCCGCCCUUCCCUUACCGGUUUACUCUCUCCGGUUAUCUACAAUUCUCCCCGGUUUUAAAAAUUACAUCUUUGGAUGGGUUUGGAUCCUGAAGAAGCUGAUGGUCAUGGAACUCUCUGUUUACAUGCAUUCUCAGAUUUAACCCAUGUUUCUCCGCUUGUCUUCUUAUACCUUCUCAAACAAUGCUAUAUCCAUGGAAGCUGCAAGGCAACAAAGAAGUUCCAAGCGUUGCAGCACCGAGUCCAUCAAGUUCUCGCUAACAACCCCCAACCAGGUCCUUCUACUUUCAUUGUCUACUGUCUGAAUCUGCUUCCUGUCUUUGGAGUUUACGGUGAAGGCUUUAGUCACUUGAUCAUAUCAGCUCUUCGACGCUACUUCAAGUCAGCUUCUGCUCCCGCUAGUAGUCAAGAAGACGUUGCCUCCGCGAGAAGCUUAGCUGCUCGGCUCUUCCUUGCUAUUGUUGGAGGUUCUGUAGCUUAUGAUGAGAAAGUUAUGGUGAAUACUCUCAAAGUGUUUGAUGUUGGGUUAGCAAGCAUCGAUGAAGCCUUGUCUAAGGAGGGAUCUGCUUCUUCUUGUGCUAGUGCGUUUCUUGAAGAAUACAUCUCUGAGCUGAUCAAGUCCAAGUCUUUCAUGACGGCUGUGUCUCUCUUAGAGCAUUUCUCUUUCAGUUUCCCUGGAGAGACGUUCCUUCAGCAGAUGGUUGAGGAUAAAGACUUCCAAGCUGCUGAGAAAUGGGCCACUUUCAUGGGGCGGCCUAGUUUGUGCCUUCUUGUGCAAGAGUAUGGCUCAAGGAAUAUGCUGAAGCAGGCUUAUAACGUCAUGAAGAAGCACUAUCUCCAGCAUGAGUUCCCUGAUUUGUGUUACAAGUGUAAAGAAAGUGCACUGAAGGAUCUAGCUGAGAAAGCAUGCUGGGAUGUUGCUGAAACAAAGGCAAAAGGUGACAGACAGCUACUCGAGUAUCUGGUUUACUUGGCAAUGGAAGCUGGGUACUAUGAGAAAGUUGAUGAACUUUGUGAACGAUAUUCACUUGAAGGUCUGCCAAAAGCACAAGAGGCUGAGGUUGAUUUUGUUAACAAAUGCUUUCUGCAUCUCAACGAUCUCGCUGUGGAAGAAGUAGUAUGGGUUGAUGAUGUGAAUGGGUUAAGAGAAGCAACUUCUUUUCUUGAAGGAUGUAAAGUCGUGGGUCUUGACUGUGAAUGGAAACCCAAUUAUAUGAAAGGCAGUAAACCAAACAAGGUUUCAAUCAUGCAAAUUGGAUCUGAUAGCAAAAUAUUCAUACUGGACUUGAUAAAGCUUUACUAUGACGCCUCUGAGAUUCUAGACACCUGCCUUAGUCAGAUUUUGCAGUCGUACAGUACACUAAAGCUUGGUUACAAUUUUCAGUGUGACAUCAGACAAUUGGCGCUUUCAUAUGGGGAUCUCAAGUGUUUCAAGAGCUAUGACAUGUUGCUAGACAUUCAAAACGUUUUCAAAGAACCAUGUGGUGGUUUAUCAGGACUAACCAAGAAAAUAUUGGGAGUGGGUUUGAACAAAACAAGACGCAAUAGCGACUGGGAACAAAGGCCUUUGACACAGAAUCAGCUAGAGUAUGCUGCUCUGGAUGCUGCGGUGCUGAUUCACAUUUUCCGACAUGUUCGUGAUCAUCCUCCACAUGACACUACUUUAGAGACAGUCCAAUGGAAAUCUCACAUUGUCUCCCACAUGGAUAACCCUAAGAAGUCGAAGAAGAAGCCCAAGUGCCAUUCAACUCAAACAUCUGAUUCGACAUUUAACAAGCCAUCAUCAAGCAGUUGAAACAAAUGAGAUAAAGGUGCAAUUUAACUGUAGUUUUUCAUAUCUAGGAUUGUUUGCAUAAAUGUUGGAUGAUUCAAGUAGGAGCCAGUUAGGUUUGAUGGCCUCACUCACCUAAGUGGAAAUGAGUGGUGAAUCUAUUUUUUAAUUUACAUACCUGCACCGAGAA